AUGAGCUCCUUGUGCGUGAGCCCGGGAGAGGUGGCGGAAGAGAGCGGCUGCGUGAUCAAGUGCGCGCCAGCAGCCACGCAGGCGGCGAGCGCCCGAGCCCGGGGAUUUGCCGUAGCACCCUCCUUGUCCACCCCACUUGGACAAGGCCGGGUCAACCAGCUGGGCGGGGUGUUCAUCAACGGGAGACCCCUGCCCAACCACAUCCGCCAUAAGAUAGUGGAGAUGGCCCACCAUGGCAUCCGCCCCUGCGUCAUCUCCCGCCAGCUGCGCGUCUCCCACGGCUGCGUCUCCAAGAUACUCUGCCGCUACCAGGAGACCGGGUCCAUCCGGCCUGGAGCCAUCGGAGGCAGCAAGCCCAGACAGGUGGCGACUCCGGAUGUGGAGAAGAAGAUCGAGGAGUACAAGAGGGAAAACCCAGGCAUGUUCAGCUGGGAGAUCCGGGACCGGCUGCUGAAGGACGGCCACUGUGACCGCAGCACCGUGCCCUCAGUGAGUUCGAUUAGCCGCGUGCUCAGGAUCAAGUUCGGGAGGAAAGAGGAGGAUGAGGAAGCGGACAAGAAGGAGGACGACGGUGAAAAGAAGGCCAAACACAGCAUAGAUGGCAUCCUGGGCGACAAAGGGAACCGGCUGGACGAGGGCUCAGAUGUGGAGUCGGAACCCGACCUCCCGCUGAAGCGAAAGCAGCGCCGCAGCCGGACCACGUUCACAGCCGAGCAGCUGGAGGAGUUGGAGAAGGCUUUUGAGAGGACCCACUACCCGGACAUCUACACCCGGGAGGAGCUGGCGCAGAGGACCAAGCUGACCGAGGCGCGAGUGCAGGUCUGGUUCAGUAACCGCCGUGCCCGUUGGCGCAAGCAGGCUGGAGCCAACCAGCUGGCAGCGUUCAACCACCUUCUGCCAGGAGGCUUCCCGCCAACCGGCAUGCCCACGCUGCCCCCUUACCAGCUGCCGGACUCCACCUACCCCACCACCACCAUCUCCCAAGACGGGGGCAGCACUGUGCACCGGCCUCAGCCCCUCCCGCCGUCCACCAUGCAUCAAGGUGGGCUGGCUGCAGCUGCGGACACCAGCUCCGCCUAUGGAGCCCGCCACAGCUUCUCCAGCUACUCCGACAGCUUCAUGAAUCCGGGGGCCCCCUCCAACCACAUGAACCCUGUCAGCAACGGCCUGUCUCCUCAGGUCAUGAGCAUCUUGAGCAACCCCAGCGCGGUGCCGCCGCAGCCGCAGGCCGACUUCUCCAUCUCCCCGCUGCACGGCGGCCUGGACUCGGCCUCCUCCAUCUCGGCCAGCUGCCAGCGGGCCGAGUCCAUCAAGUCGGGAGACAGCCUGCCCACGUCCCAGUCCUACUGCCCACCCACCUACAGCACCACCGGCUACAGCGUGGACCCCGUGGCUGGCUACCAGUACGGCCAGUACGGCCAGACUGCUGUUGAUUACCUGGCCAAAAACGUGAGCCUCUCCACACAGCGUCGCAUGAAGCUCGGGGAGCACUCCACGGUGCUGGGACUCCUGCCUGUGGAAACUGGCCAGGCUUACUAGGGUGCCUGGGGCGACUCGCCCCAGCCCGGGCCCCACCCAACGCUUCCUGGCCCCU
This is a messenger RNA of Fukomys damarensis (Damara mole-rat), 1594 nucleotides long. RefSeq names its product paired box 7 (gene Pax7). Lineage: Eukaryota; Metazoa; Chordata; Mammalia; Rodentia; Bathyergidae. Gene Ontology annotation, molecular function: RNA polymerase II cis-regulatory region sequence-specific DNA binding; DNA-binding transcription factor activity, RNA polymerase II-specific. The transcript has 9 exons. The record is from RefSeq and is a predicted model, not a curated record. Gene Ontology annotation, biological process: regulation of transcription by RNA polymerase II; anatomical structure development. Bases 1 to 1539 code for a protein of 512 amino acids.